AUGUUGGCAUAUGGUGUUCCAGCAGAUGCCACAGAUGAGUAUAUUAGAAUUGGAGAGUCCACUGCAAUUGAAAGCAUGAAAAGGUUCUGUCGAGCUAUGGUUGAGAUAUUUAGCGAGCAGUAUCUCAGAAGGCCAACAUCAAAUGAUAUUUCUAGACUUCUUUAUGUUGGCCAGAAACGGGGAUUUCCUGGAAUGUUAGGCAGUUUAGAUUGUAUGCAUUGGAAGUGGAAAAAUUGUCCAACCGCGUGGGCUGGACAAUAUACAGGCCGUAGUGGAAAACCUACAAUCAUUCUCGAAGCUGUAGCAGAUUAUGAUCUUUGGAUAUGGCACGCAUAUUUUGGUUUGUCAGGCACCAACAACGAUAUAAAUGUGUUAGAGUCAUCUCAUCUGUUCUCGGAUCUAACUCAAGCUGAUGGCAUAUAUCCAAAAUGGUCUACUAUUGUGCAAACAAUUCAUGAGCCUCGUGGUCCGAAGAAAAAAUAUUUUGCAAUGAAACAAGAAGCAUGUAGAAAAGACGUUGAACGUGCAUUUGGAGUUCUUCAAUCACGUUUUGCCAUUGUAGUAGGACCGGUACGAUAUUGGAGAAAAGAAGUGAUGCAUGAUAUAAUGACUACGUGCAUAAUUUUGCAUAAUAUGAUUGUUGAGGAUGAACGUGACCUUACUGCACCUAUUCAAAUUGAAACGGAAACGCUUUCACCGGAGGUCGAAAUGGUGAUAGAUGAAAAUACUCGAUUUCAAGAUUUCAUUUCUCGAUAUGGAAAAAUUAGAAACAGAGAAGCUCACAUAGAACUUCGUAAUGCAUUAAUUGAUCAUCUGUGGGAGGAGUACACCAAUUCCGAGAAUUGA
Messenger RNA from Impatiens glandulifera, 846 nucleotides. Its product is annotated as putative nuclease HARBI1. Bases 1 to 846 code for a protein of 281 amino acids. The transcript is spliced from 2 exons. The record is from RefSeq and is a predicted model, not a curated record. NCBI's taxonomy places the organism in Eukaryota, Viridiplantae, Streptophyta, Magnoliopsida, Ericales, Balsaminaceae.